Molecule: messenger RNA, 14624 nt
Organism: Mercenaria mercenaria
Lineage: Eukaryota; Metazoa; Mollusca; Bivalvia; Venerida; Veneridae
Product: transient receptor potential cation channel subfamily A member 1 homolog
Exons: 27
Coding region: 208-3798 (1196 amino acids)
Biological process (GO): transmembrane transport; monoatomic ion transport
Cellular component (GO): membrane
Molecular function (GO): protein binding; monoatomic ion channel activity
Source: RefSeq, a predicted model, not a curated record
GGUGAGGGAGGGAUUUCGCAACUUUAUUUACUGCACGUCAUAACUGUCAAGCAUGUAGUGCUGUUUCAGGAUAUAUAUUGUUUUAAUCAAGGAUUUUUGUUCAAAGGGUCAUAUUUACCACGGAAUCUCUUGUGAAAAUAUCAAACUUCACAAUAAGGAACAGAACACAAGUUGUCUAAAGUAGUGCCACACCCUCUCCAUACAAAUAUGGACGAGUUCCAGGAUGGCCCGCAGGGCAAUUACAGAUCAACUAUCAAUGUAACCAACCCACAGAGAGGGCCUGGACCAGUUGAGAUGACAAAUCUACCUCCUAAACCCAGUGGUGAUCCUGAGCCCGCACCCCAGCCUCCAGCUCCAUCUAUCCCCAGGGUAGAGAGCACGAAUGAAAUACUCAACCUCACACUGCAUCAGUGUGCAAGAAUGGGUGAUGUUAAGAGUGCUAAGAUUUUAUUGAGCAACAUGGGAGGCAAUAUAAAGAAGAAAAUCAACGUUCGUGAUGAGGAUGACCUGACACCACUUCAUUAUGCAGCUCGAUACAAUCAGCUGAAUGUGCUUAUUGUCCUUGUUGAAAAUGGAGCAGAUAUAAAUGCAAGAGAUGAAGAAGGCCUGACACCACUGCACUAUGCUGCUAGAUUCAAACGUGAGGGUAAGAAGAUGAAACCCGAGGAUGAUGAUGAAGAAGGGACUGAAGAGCAGGCUAAUGGAGGUAUGAAAGUGAGUGAUACAGCGGAAGAAUUGGCAUCACAGUCUAGCGUAAUUCAUUACCUUAUCAGUAAAAGGGCAGAUAUCAACGAACGUGACAUCUACGGGCAAACGCCCCUUCAUUAUGCAUGUAUGAGAGGAAAUGAAGUGGCUACAAGGGAACUUCUCACAUACAAACAAUUGCAGAUUGAGGCAACAGACAAACAGGGUAUGACAGCUCUACAUAUGGCUGCCUCUCACCGUCAGACAAACAUCGUACGUAUGUUGAUUGACUCGGGAGCAAAUCUACGAUGUAAGGAUGAUGAGGAUACCACUCCAUUGCUAGCAGCCUGUACUGAGGGUAAUGUACAGGUCGUGAAGAAACUGUUUAAGGCUGCCGCAAAAAGUUCCGGUGGAUGGGUUACUAUACAAGAGAUGGUUACAGACAAGGAUGUAGAUGGGAACACUUGUCUUAGCCUUGCUGUGGAAAAUGGACAUUAUGAAGUUGUCAAGCUUUGUCUUGAAAAAAGAGCGGAUGUAAACACUCCCAACAACAUCUACAUGUACCCUCUACAUCUUGCGGCAGUGAACGGAGAUCUACGAAUUGUACGUCUUCUUGUGGAGCAUAACGCACGUAUUGACGCUCUCAAUAAUGAACAGGCCACUCCCCUACACAAGGCCUGCCAGUAUAAUCAUGUCCAGGUGGUUGAGUUUCUUGUUGACAGAGAAGCUGACAUUGAACGUAGAGAUGAGGAGAACUAUACUCCUCUCCUAUUGGCCAGUGUAUAUGGCCGUGCCCCCACUGUUGAUCUACUCAUUCAGAAGGAGGCUGACAUUGCAGCUGUGGAUAAAAAUGACAAGACUGCAAUAUUCCUUGCUGCAGAAGAAAACCAGCUGAAUGCGUUAGAGACUCUCAUGAAGUACGAGGAGGUCCGAAGCUUGGUUAAUGUCAGCGAUAGGUAUGAUAACGAUCCGUUACACAUUGCAGCCAUGAAGGGAUACCUUCCAAUUGUCAGGUGUUUGUUAAAGAAUGGAGGGGACAUGGAAAGUAAGAAUGAGGAAGAACAGACACCACUACAUCUUGCUGCCAAGUUUGGUAGAACAAAUAUUGUGCGUGAGAUUGUUUCCCAAGACAAGAAUGCUGUAAAUGAUGAAGAUGAAAAUUCCAACACAGCACUUCAUUUAGCAGCAUUGGCAGGUCAUGCGAAGGUUGCUGAGGUACUCAUUGAGUUUGGAGCUGAUGUAGCUGCUAGGAAUGUGAGUCUGUGGACACCACUAGAUUGUGCUGCGGCUAAGGGCUGGAUGAAGACAGCUAAAGUUCUGUUAGAGGCGGACUCUCCUAUAGAUCCUAUGGACAAAGCAAAAACAACCCCUCUGCAUUUGGCCUGUAGGUAUGGACAUGUGGAUGUGGUGGAGUUGUUGAUAGACUGGGAUGCUGAUGUUGAGCAGAGAGAUUCAGAUGGUAACAACUGUCUUGAUCUGGCCAUAGACAAUAAUAAUGCGAAUGUUGCUACGAGUAUUGUCAAAUCUAAUUACUGGCAAGAGGCCCUGCGCAAUCACACUUUAGAUCUGAACACAAACAGACAUGAUACACCAAUGAGAAAACUGAUCAGGAAGAUGCCAGAUGUGGCAGAGGAAGUGUUUAAUCGUUGUAUGCAGCACAACAAGGAGAGCCUGGAGAGCUAUAAGUACAAGAUUACCUUCAAUUACGAGUUCCUCGAUGAUCUAUACUCGGUACUUAACUGGAGUGAGAAAGGAAGCAGUGAUUCAGGAUCCUCCUCAGGUAGCUUGUAUGAUGAUGAGGACCAUCUGACAAAGUACGCACGCCCUUAUACCACAGACUCCGGAACUUUCAAGAAAAAUCAUCCACUCAUGAUAAUGGUUACAUCAAAGAGAGAAGAUUUAUUGGCUCAUCCGCUGGUUACAGCAUUGUUGAGAUACAAGUGGACAAAGUUUGGUCGUACCUUCUAUUAUGUGAAUUUUGUCAUUUAUGCUGUGUUCCUCACCUUUCUGACGGGAUAUAUUGUAUCAACUGACGCUCCAUAUAUGAUAAAUGAUACUUGUUCCCAGCUGAAGACAGCUGGAUAUGGUCAACCUACCUUUGCAAAGGUUGGAAAAUAUGCCAUCAUCAUAUUAGCUGCAUGGAACUUGUUACGAGAGUUGAUACAAGUGUACCAGGCAAAGCUGAACUAUCUAAGUUGGGAAAACCUGAUAGAAUGGACAGUGUAUGUUACAUCCCUACUGUUUGUUAUUGACUUUGAGGACUGUCAGAAAAAUACUGGCUACAGAACUCGCUGGCAAUGGAAUGUUGGAACAGUUGCAAUAUUUCUGUCCUGGAUCAACCUUGUGUUGUUUGCCCAGAAGUUCCCAAGGUUUGGUAUCUACGUGGUGAUGUUCAAGGACAUUCUACGGACAUUCUUCCAGUUCUUCAUAGUCUUCAUGUUGUUUAUUAUCGGUUUCGCUCUCGCAUUCUACUCACUCCUGCAGAACCAGGAAUCAUUUUCAACUGUAUGGCAGUCUUUGAUAAAGACGACGGUGAUGAUGAUCGGAGAGUUUGAAUAUGACUCAAUUUACACAGAAGGUGUAGUUUACUACGAGGUUCUUGGAUACAUUCUGUUUUGCGUGUUUAUGGUGGUCAUGUCAAUCAUCAUCAUGAACUUGCUUGUUGGUUUGGCUGUAGAUAACAUUAAAGAAGUACAAGAACAAGCAGAGCUGACCAGGAAAGCUAUGCAGGUUGAGCUGGCUUUAGAUGUGGAAAGAAUUGUACCUGACUUCUUCCGUAGAAGGUUGGUCGUGAGAAAGGACACAUUGAAACCAAACCAGGGUAUUAGCAGAAUCUUCAGCAGUGCGUUUGGACUUGAAAGUUACGGUCUUACUGCACAGACAAUCAACAAAGCUCUCAAUCCUGAACUGGAUGAGAUAGAAGUAGUGAAGGAAAGUCAGGAGAAGCUACAAUCCACAAUCAACAAGAUGCGUUAUAACAACAAGGAAAUGAAGGCCCAAUUAAACAACCUUGAGGGAAUGAUGAAAGCGCUCAUGACAGCACAGGGAGUUAGUUGGCAGGAUGAAGACUUUCAGGAAGUGGAUGAAAUCAGUCCAAUGGGAGUUUACUCAUAGACUGGUUCUGUCCUUCCUGGACAAUCUGUAUAGACUUGUUCUACUCUGAAGGAUGUUCCUCAGACUGGUUUAUUUUCUUUUGAGCAUCCAGUAUGGCCUUGUUUCAUUCUUCAUUUAAAUGUAUGCUUUAUAGUUGGUUGUUUUGUCUAAGAAAAAGUUGUUCUGAGUUAUGUAAACUUACAGAAUUUUAAAAGAUAGUUAGUUAGAUAGUUCAAUCAUUUGUGUAUUAUAAACAUAUAAUAAGGAUUUUAGAAAGAGCCGAAAUAUAUUUACAUUUGUUUACAUGUGUGUUAUUUUCAUCAACCUUGAAACAGAUUUUUUUCAGUUGAUGCUGUUGUCUUUCUUUAAUGUUUUAUUUAUAUUCCUAGCAAUGUACAGAAUAUCAUUGAUGAAUGAAAACACACACAAUAUGUGAUUGCAAACAUAUUUAAGAGUGUGGCAUUAUCUACUUUUGUAGGCACGAAAUUUGUUAGUUUAGGCAAAAACUGGAUAUGGUUUCAUUAAUUUCUACUUCUGAACAUAAAAUUAAUGGGAAUUUUCUUUGUUCCAUGGGAUUCAGUUUUGUAGACAAACUAAACCAUGACUUGCAUGAAAAUUUGUCCCCCACAAAUAGUAAUGACUUCAUGAUAGAUGUUCUGUCAAGUGUUUAUUGCUAUUUAUUAUAUGAUUAUAGGGACAUGGUAUUGUUCCAUCAAGCUAUUGAUAUUUAUGACUGAUAGAUCUCUUUUAACACUAGCUAUACAGAUGUAAUCUUAGUUUAAGGACUGUAUAUAGGGUACCUACGUAAGGACUGUACAUAGGGUAUCUCUAGUGUUAACGUCUUAUCUCAAAUUCUUAUUUAAAAGCUUUGUUCACAUUGUUUUAAGAAUUAUUGACUAUUUUAUAAAUUAUUGACUAUAGAUAUUUUUGGACAUAUUGUUGGCUAAUAGUCACACCGAUUUCAAAAUUUGGAAAUCACAAAGCUCAAAAACAUUUAUAAAAACAGAACCAUUGUGAAUAUUCCACAAGCUACAAUAGUUAGGUUAUUUAGUAAUGUACAUUUAUAUAGUAAGUGCUUUUUGAUGCCAUUUUACUUAAGAAUUGAUAUAUUACUGUGAUUCAAGAAGUUUGUUAUAAACAAUGUUGUCUUACUUUUGUCAGUGGUACAAAAUGAAAUCAUACCGGUAAUUCUAGGUAAAAAUCCAGAAGUAAAAAGUGAGGCAUAAUAUUUUUUAUUGUUUGAUAUUUUGCAAUACUAACAGUAUAUAAGGGUAAUGUUGUUUCCAAGAUUGUUUAUAUGUUUCUCAAGUAUUUUGCCGAAGUCUGCAUUGUGUUGAGAGAAGUUAUGCAAGUUCUCUUGUUCAGAAGGAUACAAGGUAGUAACACAGUCAUUUCUAGACUGUGCAGACCAGGCUCCGAGGUUUUAAAACUGAGCUUGAAAACCAGUCUUAAAUGCAGUCGUGCUUUUGGCCAGUUUUAAAACAGAGCUCAGAAUCCACCAAUCAGAUUCUGGAGUUUUGAAACUGGUCUCCAAAUUAGUAGCCCGGUGUAACUGACUAGUUAGUUCUUUCCCCCCCUAGUCAAUUUUUUCCCCCCAAUCGCAACUGGUUGCUCUUGAUCAUUCUGAUGGGGGGAAAAAACUAACUAGUCAAUUCUUUCCCCCCUCAUCAAUUUUCCUGGCUAGUCAAUUAUUUCCCCUGUCAGUGAAUUGGAACUGGUUAUUCUUGGUUAUUCUUAACUAGCCUGUUUUUCAUUUCCAAUAGUCGGUUUUCAUUUAAAUUUCAUAUAAAAUAAGAAAUAUGUUUCAUAUUUUGUGUAACCUAAAGAAAUGUUUUUAAAAGAACUUAUUUUAAUUUCUGUUGUAUUUUUUUAUUUGCCUUUUUCCUGUAAGGUAAGGAAAUUACUGCUGGUCAGUUCUUUUCCCACGUAGCCAGUACUUGACCAGUAAGGCGUGGGAAAUAAAUUGACCAGUCAGUUCUUUUCCCUUUAGCCUGUACUUGCUCUGUUAGGUGGGGGAAGAAAUUGACCAGUCAGUUCUUUCCCCACUAACCAGUAUUUGACCUGUCAGGUGGGGAAAUGAAAUUGACCAGUCAGUUCUUUCCCCCCUAGCCAGUACUUGCUUUGUCAGGUGGGGGAAGAAAUUGACCGGUCAGUUCUUUCCCCCCCUAGCCAGUAUUUGCUCUGUUAAGUGGGAAGAAAUUGACCGGUCAGUUCUUUCCCCCCUAUCAUAUACUUGACCCGUCAGGUGGGGGAAGAAAUUUACUGGUCAGUUCUUUCCCCUCUAGUCAGUACUUGCUAGAAAGAACUGACUGAUUCUUCCCCCUCUAGCCAGUACUUGCUCUGUUAGGUGGGCGAAGAAAAUGUCUGGUCAGUUCUUUCCCAUCUAGCCAGUACUUGACUUGUCAGGUGGGGAGAAGAAAUUGACCGGUCAGUUCUUUUCCCCGCUAGCCAGUACUUGCUUUGUUUGGUGGGAGAAGAAAUUGACUGGUCAGUUCUUUCCCCCCAGCAAGUACUUGACCUGUCAGGGGGAGAUGAAAUUAACCAGUCAGUUCUUUCCCCCCUAGCUAGUACUUGACCUGUCGGGUCGGGAGAAGAAAUUGACUGGUCAGUUCUUUUCCCCUUAGCCAGAUGUUGACCUGUCAGGUGGGGAGAAGAAAUUGACCAGUCAGUUCUUUCCCCCCUAGCCAGUGCAUGACCUGUCAGGUAGGGGAAGAAAUUGAUUAGUCAGUUCUUUCCCCCCAAGCAAGAUGUUGACUUGUCAGGUGGGGGAAGAAAUUGACCGGUCAGUUCUUUCCCCCCUAGCCAGAACUUGACCUUUCAGGUGGGAAGAAGAAAUUGACCGGUCAGUUCUUUCCCCCCUAUCAUAUGCUUGACCUGUCAGGUGGGGGAAGAAAUUUACUGGUCAGUUCUUUCCCCUCUAGGCAGUACUUGCUAGAAAGAACUGACCAGUCAAUUUCUUCCCCCUCUAGCCAGUACUUGCUCUGUUAGGUGGGUGAAGAAAAUGUCUUAUCAGUUCUUUCCCCCUAGCCAGUGCUUGACCUGUCAGUUGGGGGAAUAAAUUGACUGGUCAGUUCUUUCCCCUCCAAAGCCAGUACUUGGUCUGUUAGAUGGGGGAAAGAACUGACCGGUCAAUUUCUUCCCCCACCUAACAGAGAAAGUGAUAGCUAGGGGGAGAAAGAACUGACUGGUCAAUUUCUUUCCCACCUAACAGAGCAAGUACUGGCUAGGGGGGAAAGAACUGACUAGUCAAUUUCAUUUCGCCUCUUGACAGGUCAAGUGCUGGCUAGGGGAAAAAGAUCUGACUGGUCAAUUUCAUUUCCCGACCUGACAGGUCAAGUAUAUGUUAGGGGGAAAAGAACUGACCAGUCAAUUUCUUCCCCCACCUGAUGUGUCAAGUAUAUGUUAGGGGGAAAGAACUGACUGGUCAAUUUCUUCCCCCACCUGACAGGUCAAGUACUGGCUUGGGGGGAAAGAACUGACUAGUCAAUUUCUUCUCCCCACCUGACAGGUCAAGUACUGGCUGGGGGGGGGGGGGAAAGAACUGACCAGUAAAUUUCUUCCCCCACCUGAUAGGUCAAGUAUAUACUAGGGGGAAAGAACUGACUGGUCAAUUUCUUCCCCCACCUGAUAGAUCAAGUAUAUGCAAGGGGGGAAAGAACUGACUGGUCAAUUUCCUCUCCCCACCCAACAGGUCAAGUACUGGCUAGGGGGGAAAGAACUGACCAGUCAAUUUCUUCUCCCCACACCACAGGUCAAGUACUAACUAUAUAUAGGGGGAAAGAACUGACUAGUCAAUUUCUUCUCCCACCUAUAUGCUAGGGGGGAAAGAACUGACUGAUCAAUUUCUUCCCCCACCCGAUAGGUGAAAUAUACGCUAGGGGGGGAAAUAAGUGACUGGUCAAUUUUUUCCCUCACCUGAUAGGUCAAGCAUAUGCAGGGGGGAAAGAACUGACCAGUCAAUUUCUUCCCCGCACCUGACAGAUAUUAAAUAGUAAUGGCAAUCAAACAGAAGUUAAAAAAUUUGAUUUGACAAAAAAAAACAUUGAUUAAAGUUACAAAAAAGAAACAUACAGGUUUAUUCAAAUGAAAAACAAUACCUGUUUCAUCUGAAAUUUAAAUGGAAAAUGAAUAGACACUUGUAUCCCAAAUAACAAUACCGAAAGAAUCCAGUACUUGAAGGGAAAACUAGGGGGAAAGAACUGACUAACUAGUCAGUUUCUUUCCCUAUCAGAAAACUUAUUCCAAGGGGGGAAAAAACUGACUAGGGGGGGAAGAAACUGACUAGUCAGUUUUUUCCCUGGGGGAAAGAAUUGACUAGUCAGUUUUUUCCCCGGGGAAAGAACUGACUGGGGGAAAAACUGGGCUGUUACACCGGUCUUUUUAUUGGAAUCAAAAUAAUUUCGAAUUGUUAUUUUUAAAGCAAAACUCCAUAAUUAACAUGUUUUAAUCUCUCAUGUAAAGUAUUGUUAUCUGCAAAAAAAAAGCCGUUGUUUGUAGAGAAUUUAUGUUUUUCAACAGACAAAUGAUGGACAGACUUUAUUAUUACUAUCAUGUAUCUUUAUCAUACAAUAGAAUAUGCAUUUUCUGUUCAUAACAUACUGCAUGUAUAUACAUCAACAAAUCAGUAUAUUAUUUGGUGAUGAUUAUAUUUUCCAUAUUAAUAAUAGUUUGCAGAAUCAAAAAAAAAAAUUGAAACUUGACAGAAUAGAUAUAAAGCUAUGGAUCAGAUCAGUUUUCUGUGUUGAAAGGGUAACAUUCAUAGCUAAGUCUAUACCAGACUGGAUCUAUGUUUGGCAUCAUUUGGCUGGUUAGGUUUUCAGCUUUCUGAUAAAUAAAAAAUUGUGUUAGUUAAAGAGAGCAGUGAUGACUUAUAAAACUUAAUUACAAUGGCUAUUUCUAUUUAUUAUGAAUCACUUCAUUAGUUUUAAGUUUGAUUUCAACUUAAUAAAUACUUACAGUGUGAAACUGCUUCAGUGGUCACCUGUACUAAGCAGCAACUUGCCUUACACAGUCAGUCAGCUGACUUUCUUUAUCUACAUUUUGUUUUAAUCUCUAUCCAUUUUAAGCAGCCACCUUCCUUAACCAGUCACAUUUUGUCACACGCUUGGCUGGCUGACAAAUGUUUGACUGUUAAAAUUACCUAAGAUACAAAAUAGUGCCAAACUCGUGUAUUUUUCAUAGAUUUAGAAGUUACCAGGAAGUAAUGAUAAUUUUUGCUUUUUAAUCAACAGUUUUUUCAUGCCUGGUACUAAGGUAGGUUUUAAAAAAAACGAUGGUGAUGCUGAACAUAGAUUCAGUUUGGUUUGCCCUAAGGUAUUUAUAUAUAGAACAAUGAUAAUGACCUGAGAUAAAGUGAGGUAUUAAACAAGUACUUGUGCCUUUUCAUGUAUCUGCUGAUAAUGCUCAGUUGUUUUAUUGUAUCAUUUCUACUUGGGUAAUAUUACUUUAUUAAUCAGAGAUUUACACUUAAUUGUUAGUCUAUUUUACACUGUAGUUCAUAUCUUCCGUUGCAUAGAUUUAGUUUAUGCUAGUUUACUAUGUCUUGGGAUUGAAAUCCGUUUAAAAGUUAUCAGCUGUAUCUUGUAUUGUGUUGUGUUGUGUUGUGUUGUGUCUUCUGUCGAAUGGGAGAUUUUACAUUGGUUGGUACUUUACCUCAGUUUUUCCUGUCAUUUCUAAAUUGAGAAAUACAAGGCUUUAAAUAGAAUUAUGAAAGAUAGAAUAUACUGUUGAUUUCCUUAAUUUGAUUAAUAGAUUUUUGUACUUGCAGGUUAAUAUGUAUCACAUGGUUAAUCAACUCCAUUUUGAAGAGGGGAAGUUAUAGAAAUGUUUGUAAAUGAUCGUGUAAAUGUAUUGAACAGCUGUUUGAAAUCCAGCAUUAUCGGCACUUCCGUUAUGGAGGUUCGGUUGUUGUUAUAAUAUUGGGACAUAGUUACUUAAUGUUAUGUGUACAGAAUAUAUUUAUACCUUGUAAAUUAUAAAAAAAUAGUUUGUUAGAAGUAUGAAUCUACUAUGAAUAUGUUUCUUUUCAUGCUUUAAUGAUGUACAGUCAAACAUGUGUUAAAGACCACCUGUGAACAGGAACCUCCUGUGUUAAAGUCCACUAUUUUCAUUUCCACAUUUAAACAAUGUUGCAGUGUAUUAUAACCUGUGAGUAAUUACCAACUUUAAAUAAAGACUACUUGUUGAGUCUCACAAGCAUGGUCUCUUUAUACAGGUAUGACUGUACAUCAGAAAUCUUUUUGAGCUGAAUAGCUAUAGUAAAUUAAUAUAAUGUGUUUAACUGUUUGUGAAGUCUUUAAAAAUGUUCUUAGAAGUUCUGAGAAUGAAGUGCUAAAUCACAAAAUAUAUUGUUACAAAUACAUAAAAUCAUUUACCUGUAUGUUAACAUUUGUUACUUUAUAUAUGAGUUAAAUUUUGUGCUGUCCUAAUCUAACCAAUAGUGACAAUCUGCAACCACUUCUCAGCCAAACAGUUGAUUAAUAAGGAAAAUCUAUACAUAUUUGCACAGUUUCUAUAAUGCUUUAUGUUUGUAGUACAUUUGAGCCAUGCCAUGAGAAAACCAACAUAGUGGGUGUGCGACCAGCAUGGAUCCAGACCAGCCUGCGCAUCCGCGCAAUCUGGUCAGGAUCCAUGCUGUUCGCUAACAGUUUCUCCAAUUCCAAUAGGCUUUUAAAGGGAACAGCAUGGAGCCUGACCAGACUGCGCAGAUGCGCAGGCUGGUCUGGAUCCAUGCUGGUCGCACACCCACUAUGUUGGUUUUCCCAUGGCACGGCUCAUAUUUUAUAUAUGUAGGGUCAGUUAAAAUGCAUUGAUUGAAGAAUUUCAAUGUCAAAAAGAUUUUCCCUAUUGAAAAAAAAUAGGUUUAGUAUGGCUUUGAGCUUCAUUUUUUGAAAGAAAUUGGUUUUUAUUACACUAGAAGAUUUUGUAUGAAUAUAUAUGUAUCCAUGUUUUUUUAUGGAUUUAGAUAUUAUAUAUGUAAGUAAUGUAUACAUGUAGAUAAGCAGAGUAUAUUUCUGUGAUAAUAUAGUAGUUAUGCAUUAGUGUAUUUACUAUAUGUUUACAAGAUCUGAUUUUUGUACUGCAGUCCUGCCUGUCUUAAGCAGUUGUUAAAAAGAGCAAGUAAAAUGGCUUCAUUUUGCAGGUGGCUGCUUACUGGAAGUAAAUUUAUGUAGACUAUGUGUAAACUUAACUUUUAAAGUUAAGUAUCAAGGGUGUUUGUAUAUAUCUUUUUCUUUCUGCCUUAAUUUAUUUGGUCAUUUAUUAUUAAAGAAGAAUUUUUUUCAUGGGCAUUUCAACUGUAAGAAAAUACUCUAAACAGGUAUUCACAAUUUACAGGUAUAAACAAGUUCAGUGGUAUUAAAGCUAAUCAGCAAAACAUUUUUAAUCAAGACAGUAAGUUCUUGAUAUGGUUGCGUAUUUUUGUGAAAUUCUUGUUAUCUCGAAUCUUUUAAUUAGGUCCACAUGAUGGAAAGUUGUUAAAAGUUAAAUAAUGUGUAUGAGUAUACCUGUGAGCAAGAAACCAAUUUACGCAAUCAAUGCUGGGCACCAGAGUAGUUUAAAUGAAAAAUGGAAAAUUUCUAGAAACAUUGUGGGAGGGGGUGGGGGGUGAGGAGGGGGGCGCAAGGUGGGGACCCAUUAUACAACUUACAAGUAUGAAGCAUUGCUCAUCUGGGGAUUUUUUGUACCCCCCGACAACAAAGUUGUAAGGGGGGUAUACUGGUUUCAGGUUGUCUGUCUGUCCGUCUGUCCGUAGAGGCAAUCUUGUGCGCACCAUCUCUCCUUAUCCCCUUGACACAAUUUAAUGAAACUUCACACAAGUGAUCAGUACCAACAGUAGUUGUGCAUGGGGCAUGUUAGGUUCUUUUAGAAAAAAAAUUUGCAGAGUUAUGGGACUUUGUUUUUUUGUUACUAUACUAUAUACAUAGACACAGUAUUGUGCGCACCAUCUCUCUUCAUCCCCUUGACACAAUUUAAUGAAACUUCACACAAGUGAUCAGUACCAACAGUAGUUGUGCUAGGGCAUGUUAGGUUCUUUUAGGGAAAAAAUAUGCAGAGUAAUGGGACUUUUUUUUUAUGCCCCCGAAGGGAGGCAUAUAGAUUUUGAACCGUCUGUCGGUCCGUCAGUCUGUCUGCAUUUUUCGUGUCCGGUCCAUAUCUUUGUCAUCGAUGGAUGGAUUUUCAAAUAACUUGGCAUGAAUGUGUACCACAGUAAGACGACGUGCCGCGCGCAAGACCCAGGUCCGUAGCUCAAAGGUCAAGGUCACACUUAGACGUUAAAGGAUAGUGCAUUGAUGGGCGUGUCCGGUCCAUAUCUUUGUCAUCGAUGGAUAGAUUUUCAAAUAACUUGGCAUGAAUGUGUACCACAGUAAGACGACGUGUCGCGUGCAAGACCCAGGUCCGUAGCUCAAAGGUCAAGGUCACACUUAGACGUUAAAGGAUAGUGCAUUGAUGGGCGUGUCCGGUCCCUAUCUUUGUCAUAGAUGGAUGGAUUUUCAAAUAACUUGGCAUGAAUAUGUACCACAGUAAGAGGACGUGUCGCGCGCAAGACCCAGGUCCGUAGCUCAAAGGUCAAGGUCACACUUAGACGUUAAAAGUCAUUUUUCAUGAUAGUGCAUUGAUGGGCGUGUCCGGUCCAUAUCUUUGUCAUUCAUGCAUGGAUUUUAAAAUAACUACGCAUGAAUGUGUGGCACAGUAAGACGACGUGUCGUGCGCAAGACCCAGGUCCGUAGGUCAAAGGUCUUAAACUCUAACAUCGGCCAUAACUAUUCAUUCAAAGUGCCAUCGGGGGCAUGUGUCAUCCUAUGGAGACAGCUCUUGUUUGUUACUAUACUAUAUACAUAGACACAAUCUUGUGAGUACCCUCUCUCCUCAUCCCCUUGACACAGUUUAAUGAAACUUCACACAAGUGAUCAGUAACAACAGUAGUUGUGCAUGGGGCAUGUAAGGUUCUUUCAGCGACAAAAAUUGCAGAGUUAUGGGACUUUGUUUCUUGUUAACAUACUAUGUACAUACAGUCUGCAUAUGCAAUCUUGUGCAUGCCUAAUCUACCAAACCCUUGCACACAAUUUAAUGAAACUUCACACAAGUGAUCAGUACCAAGCCUUGUUGUGCAUGGUGCAUGUUACAUUCUUUUAGAUAAAUAUUCUGCAUAGUUAUGGGACUUUGUUUUUUGUUACUAUACUGUAUACAUACAGUCUAUAUACAUACAGUCCACAUAAUUAUGCAAUCUUGUGUGCAUCAAAUUGCAAUGUACUGUGUCAGUGCAUGCGGGGGGGGGGGGGGGUACAUUCAUCACCUUUAGUGAUAGCUCUAGUUACACUUGACACAAAUAAAGAAAAAUUAUCUCAGACUUUGUUAACUUUCAAGUUACUUACAAAUGGCCUUGCAUUAAUCUGUAGGAUUCUUUCUUUUUUAUUCCUCUUGUUAUAUAUUUUAACUCGCUCAAUCCAUUGUGUAUUAUCAUUACUCAUAACUUUAUUUUUGUGAUUAGAUUUAUAGAUAUAUUCAUUUAUUUUAAAGUGCUAUAUCUAUGUACUGUUGUUCCAUCUUCCUGUAGAUGCUACCGUUAUGAAUUAUUAUACAUUUAGAUUUUAUUUCCUGUAAGAAAUUCAGCAUCUUAGCUCACUGACAUAUUAUACAACUUGGUUUGUUUCAGUAUAAUUGGGAGGAUUAAACAGAAUUUGAAUAUGACGUUAAGAAAUACAUUGGGUUUGAAAAGUUCUUUUAAAUGUUUGUGAAACCAAAUGUUACAAAACUUGACAGUGAUAUUGGUACAUGAAAAAAGUGUUCACCAAAGCUCGUUGUUACAAAAUUAAAUUUUUAACUAAUUCAGAGAGGAGGUUAUUUUACCAUAAAAAUGUCAACAGGUUGUUUUAUUCCCAAACUAAAUUGUAAGUAAAAUGUUGCUUCACGUUUAUUUGGUUGUGUAAACCAUUCAGGAUUUUAAUAAUAGUGCCUAGAUCACUUGGAAAAUGGCAUAUGUUACAUCAAGGGAUUAUUACAUUUUCCAUGGUUACAACAUUACCUUCAGUACAUUGGUAUGUCCUUAUUGUUAUUCUUCUGUUGUUUAUUUUGUCCCUUGAUAUACUUCCACUAAGACCAGUCCACCCUUCGCUGGAAACCUUGUUGACCAAUAACUUGGCAGUUGACUGUCAUAUUAAACAGGUCACAGAAAUGAAACGAAGUGUCUACCUCAUCAAUUUUUGAUAUUCUGUUUCAUAAGUGAUUCUAUGGGUUUGGUAUUCCUUUCAUGUGAAUCUGCUUGUUUUAUCAUAAAAUACUGUGCAUUAUAAACAAUACGAAGAAAAACGGGUGUUCUAAUACUACAGUUGAACUUCGUUAACUUGAACUCAGUGUGACCAGCAAAAUUUGUACGAGUGUUCGUUGUUUGAGUUAUGGAACAAAAUUCAUCAUACAGGGAUUUUUACGGGACCUGACGACGAGUGUGAGAAGGGUGAUUUACGAAUUAUCUGAGUUCGAGAUAAUGAAGUUUGACUGUAUAUGGUACACAUAUUGAAUCAAGUUGCACAGUCCACUAAAUAUUCUUCUUUGAAUGACAUUUGAUUCUUCUUUUUGUCUUUUACAUAAGUGUCUACAACAAGAAAUAAAAUGUGUGUUUGAAUCAUUACAGUAACAGCAGGACCAGCCAAAUAUAUCGAAUUUGUUACUUUAUUAUACAAGGUUUCAGCACCAAUAUAAAAUCUUACUUUUGUGACUUUUCACAGCCCUUUCUUUUGUAUUUUGUAUAUUUAUAUAUUUUAUAUAGACAGUUAUAUUAACAUUGGUAUAUUUGAUAUGUAAGUAAAGCUUUCAUGUCUUAGUACUUGAAUAAACUAAAAAUAUACAUA